Molecule: messenger RNA, 231 nt
Organism: Clunio marinus
Lineage: Eukaryota; Metazoa; Arthropoda; Insecta; Diptera; Chironomidae
Source: the annotation of a GenBank genome assembly
AUGGAAAAAGUCAAGUUCAGUAGGUGGAAACUUGAUACAUUCGAUUGCGGUAAUGCCAAUGAAUUGCAAACUCACGCAGUUAUUUCUCUAUUGAUCUACUCAAAAGCUUUCCAUUUCGAAUUGUUAACAACAAUUUAUUCAUUCAAUUGCUUGUUACAUGAAAUUUUAACUGUAAUUAAUGUUGAAAGUGCCGAUGUCACGUUGCAACAUGAAAAAUUCUCAUCAAGAUAA